AUGAGUUGGGCAUUUGUCCAAAAGGUGUUACCUCCAAUGUGUUCCGCUUUAAUGUGUCCUCGGCAGAGAAGAACAGCACCAACUUGUUCCGGGCCGAGUUUCGGGUGCUGCGUGUGCCCAACCUGAGCUCCAAACGCAGCGAGCAGCGCAUUGAGCUCUUCCAGAUCCUUCAGCCGGAUGAGCACAUAGCAAAGCAGCGCUACCUCAGUGGCAGGAAUGUGCAGACACGGGGCUCCCCUGAGUGGCUGUCCUUCGAUGUCACCGAGACUGUGCGUGAGUGGCUUCUGCACAGAGAGUCCAAUCUUGGCCUGGAAAUUAGCAUACACUGCCCUUGCCAUACUUUUCAGCCCAACGGGGACAUCUUGGAGAAUUUGCACGAGGUCUUGGAGAUCAAGUUCAAAGGCAUUGACAGUGAGGAUGACUAUGGCCGUGGAGACCUGGGGCGCCUGAAGAAGCAGAAAGACUUGCAUAAUCCCCACCUCAUCUUGAUGAUGUUACCCCCACAUCGGCUGGAGGGCCCAGCAUUGGGAGGCCAGAGAAAGAAACGGGCCCUAGAUACCAACUACUGUUUCCGGAACCUGGAGGAGAACUGCUGCGUGCGUCCUCUGUACAUCGACUUCCGACAAGACCUUGGCUGGAAAUGGGUCCAUGAGCCUAAGGGCUACUUUGCUAACUUUUGUUCGGGCCCCUGUCCGUACCUCCGCAGCGCAGACACCACUCACAGCACGGUGCUGGGCUUAUACAACACGCUGAACCCUGAGGCAUCCGCUUCGCCCUGCUGUGUCCCCCAGGACCUGGAGCCGCUCACUAUCUUGUACUAUGUCGGGAGGACCCCCAAAGUGGAGCAGCUCUCCAACAUGGUGGUGAAAUCCUGCAAGUGCAGCUGAAAGGCACCCUGGCCCACCCAAAGCCAAGAGAGAAACUGUCAGCACCCACUCUCCUGCUCCCAGGCUAACACAAAAGGAACUGGGGGUCAGAGACUACACAUGCUGAGGGCCGAGUGCCAAACCCUGUGGCUUAGGGUCUGGCAGCCCUUGGGGAUCUCUUCUGGAACAUUUCUUGGUCUUGUUGGCAGUGUCAUGUUCCUUCUGGGAGUUUGGUGACACGAAGGCCACACUCUCCAAAAUGGCUGGACAGUUGGUGCGGAAGAGAAGGACAAGGGUGGAGGAACUGCUGUGUAUUUGAAUGCUGGGUGGUUGAGCUGGGAAAGCGAGGGAAUGAGAGAGAGCAGGUGAAAGGGGGAAUGGAAAUGGGGUGAUGUUUUCUAUUCUAGCUUUAGCUAUCUUAGGACCUCCCCACUGGCCUGAAGAAUUAAACGUUUCCCCUGUAAGAGGAAACCCUGAAAUUUUCUUUAGUGAAAGAAAAUGCACCAAGAAGGGAAGCUGCUGAGAGAAGAAAUGCUCAGAGAUACGCUUAGACUUUUGUUCCUCAGAGCUGUGAUCCAGGAGUCCUGCAACUGAAACUCUCUGUCUGCCAAACCUGUAAGUUCAGUUGGCAGAUCCUGGCUAUUGGUUUCUAAAUGCAAACUGCAAGGCUCCCAGCCAGCCUGCUGAGGGUGGGCAAAUACAAGGAAAGAGGGUGCUGAAUCCGUUUUCAGAGGGACU
Molecule: messenger RNA, 1604 nt
Organism: Fulmarus glacialis (Northern fulmar)
Lineage: Eukaryota; Metazoa; Chordata; Aves; Procellariiformes; Procellariidae
Gene: TGFB3
Product: transforming growth factor, beta 3
Exons: 6
Biological process (GO): SMAD protein signal transduction; transforming growth factor beta receptor signaling pathway; regulation of cell population proliferation
Cellular component (GO): extracellular region
Molecular function (GO): type III transforming growth factor beta receptor binding; type II transforming growth factor beta receptor binding; cytokine activity
Source: RefSeq, a predicted model, not a curated record